Varanus komodoensis (Komodo dragon) is the source of this 2160-nucleotide messenger RNA. RefSeq names its product lymphocyte antigen 86 (gene LY86). The coding region runs from base 284 to 772 and encodes 162 amino acids. The transcript is spliced from 5 exons. Gene Ontology annotation, biological process: innate immune response; positive regulation of lipopolysaccharide-mediated signaling pathway. NCBI's taxonomy places the organism in Eukaryota, Metazoa, Chordata, Lepidosauria, Squamata, Varanidae. The record is from RefSeq and is a predicted model, not a curated record.
AUGGAAGCUUCAAAGAAUGAAAUAUUCUUGGUCCUUUCAUUAGGAGUACAAACUAGCAUGAAACAGAACACAGGAAUCUUAAAAGAGAAACACCGCCCCUCUGAUUAGCGAUUUGCUGCCUUUCAAAGGAUGAGAAUGUAUUUAAUGCUUGUGUGGGCCGUCGAUGCCGUAAGUUGGAGCUACUGCAUUUGCUAGGAAGAGGAAGUUGACUGACUAACUCUUCAGACACUGGUUAUAAAGAAGAGAAACAAUUUACAGACCCUCAUCAACAGAUAGCAUCAAGAUGCUUAAAGUUGCUCUUCACAUCUUUUUGCUGAUUUAUACUGCCACCAGCAUCACCAGAUGGCCUACACGCACAAUCUGCAAGAACAGUCACUUGGAAAUAAAGUACCGAAGCUGUGAUCCCACCAGUGAUUUUGCUUUCAGUUUGAGCACUUGUUCCGCUGCGUUGACUCAAUCAGUGACCAUCAGGAUAGCAACCAUUUUAAGGUACAGUAUCACGGAACUGUCUAUAGAUGUAAAGCUUGACGUUAACGGGAACAAUGUCCCAAUUUAUUCCACCAAACUCUGUGAGCGGCAUCACCCAAAGUAUAACUUUUGUGGAAAGAAGAAAGGAGAAUAUAUCCACUAUGAAGGGCCAGUCCCUGCAAGAUUCAAUGAACUUCCACAGGGAAAUUUUAAUGUAACGGUGCAGCUCUUUAACCAAGACCAUCACACAAUUAUUUGUGCAGAACUUUUCAUCAGGAAUCAAGGAGAGGUGCUGGCAUUUUGAAUGCUGUCAUUAAGAGAUGCAGCAGGAACUAGAGAUUUUUCAUUUUUGUUUUUGCUUUGAGCAAAUCCAGCAAGUGUGCUGCAGUGAAUCAUGAAAAAAUGAAGAUCAAGCUACAAAUGCUUUUUUAAUGCUCCAUUCCUUGUUUUGUUUUUGCCUUAAACACCAUAGAAUCUGCAAUCCAACAGGUGUGCUGCAGUGAAAUAAGGGAAAAUGAAGGCUGAGCUGCAAACUCCCUUUUAAUGUUCCACUCCUUUUAAGGAAGUCACAAAACCUGGUGCAUCAGUUUAUUCCACUGCAGUACUGUAUAUUUAGCUUUCCUACCCACCAUGCUCUGGUCCUUUUUAUUAGCUUUAUGUGAAUGAUUAAUAUAGUGUAUCUGCUGAAAAUAGAAUGCUGGACUUAGAAGACCUGGCUUAUAUAAUAAUUAUAAUUAUUAUUAUAAUUAUUAUUUAUAAUUAUUUUGGUUGCUAUACUGCCUGAUAGCUGAAGCUCUCUGGGCAGUUGACAUCAGCAUGGAUGCAUUGCAUUAUGCCAUUAACUGAGCUGCACAUAAAAUGUAAAUGUAGCUAAUGAGAAACAAUUGUCAAGUUAAAUCCAAUGGAAUGACCACAACAGCAACACUGCUUUUAUGUUCACACGGCCGUGCUAUAUUUGCAAAGUCCACAUUUGGCAGGGGUCUCAUCCACAGUCCCCUGGACACGGCUAUCUCAUAGUUCAUUUAGAUCCCUAGGGAAAAUAUCAAGCAGGAGCAAGCUACAGAAGUAGCUUUUAUUUUGGUACUUUCACACACGUGCUGUGUGCUCCAACUCAUUGUGCUGAUGCUAUUGUCCCUUCAAUAUUCUGUGGCUGAAGCUGUCAGGAAAUCCCAUUUUCACAGACUGCAAGAAUGUACACUCGGAUCUACAUGGAGACCUCUGUGUUACGAAUCUCAGCAGUUUUAUUCGUGAGAACAUCCAGGUCAAACCCCUCUACAGAGACAAUAGCGCUGCCAGGUAGAAGUGCACAAAGCAGCUACAGUUUCCAGAACAUACACAGAGUAUUUUACAGGUUUCUAGUCACUUUCACAAGAACAGGGCAGGUGAUGAGGGAAGAAUGGGCACAUUCCAACAGAUAACAUAUUCAUGAACAGAACAAUAUGAGAAAACUGCAGAGGGGAGUUCUGUACAUCACUACAGUAAAUACUGGUGAUUGCAGAGUAUGGAUAUGACAAAGAGAAAGGCACAUGAAUCAUAACAGGUUUGGGGGGUGUGUAUUGACAUGCAAGAAAACUAGUCAGGGCAGUUUGCUGUAGUCCAGCUGAUUAACAGAAUAAAAGCCUCAAUGCAGUGAAAUGUGGAAGCUAACAAUGUAGCAAGCUUAAUUUUGCAAAUAAAAUUUGCCUCAGGUGA